Messenger RNA from Helianthus annuus (common sunflower), 381 nucleotides. RefSeq names its product acidic leucine-rich nuclear phosphoprotein 32 family member B-like. The transcript is spliced from 2 exons. Lineage: Eukaryota; Viridiplantae; Streptophyta; Magnoliopsida; Asterales; Asteraceae. The record is from RefSeq and is a predicted model, not a curated record. The coding region runs from base 1 to 381 and encodes 126 amino acids.
AUGCCUGUAUUUGAUAAAACACCAAACAUCCCCCCAACAGAAGCACAAUACAGUCAGGGGUUCAUUGCUGAACUAGAAAAAACCGAAGGGGAGAUGGUGAACAAAAGUGUUGACCAACAAGGUGCGGUGUUUGAUAAAACGUCAUGUGAGGAGUCACCAUCUGAGAAGGGUGAUGAGGACAAAACUCCAGACAUCACAAAGUUGAUGCAAGAUAACACAAUUUUAAACCCUGAAGAGCUGCCUGGUGAUGAAGAAGCUGAUCAAGAUGAAGAAGAAGAUGAAGAUAUAAAUGAAAAGACUGUGGGAGAAAAGGAGAAGAGAGAUACAAAAAUGAGCAGGGCAUGUUUGUCACCAGGUAAGGAGGCAAGUGGUUAUACAUGA